Molecule: messenger RNA, 1756 nt
Organism: Hyposmocoma kahamanoa
Lineage: Eukaryota; Metazoa; Arthropoda; Insecta; Lepidoptera; Cosmopterigidae
Product: synaptic vesicle glycoprotein 2B-like
Exons: 10
Coding region: 106-1689 (527 amino acids)
Biological process (GO): transmembrane transport
Cellular component (GO): membrane
Molecular function (GO): transmembrane transporter activity
Source: RefSeq, a predicted model, not a curated record
AAGCCGUUUUUUAAAUUGAAACGAAAUAAUUUACUUAACAUAACUGAAACUGUACAUGAAGUUGCUCAAGUUUAAGUUAUUAAUUGUUGAAUUAUUUUUAUCACUAUGGACGAAAAAGAUGUUUUACCGAAUUUUAAAGAAAAUGAAGCGUACGCGGGCAAUCCGAUGGCAAAACUUGAAGAUGCUCUGGUCCUUUGCAAAUUUGGUCUAUUUCACUGGAAACUCAUGUUCACAACUUUGUUGUCUGUUUACGCUACAACCGCUGUUACAACGACGACUUCCUAUAUACUGCCAAGCGCAGAAUGUGACCUCGAGUUGACAAUGAUGCAGAAAGGAUUACUUAAUGCUAUACCUUUUUUAGGUCAAAUUUGUGCAUGCAUGUUCACUGGCUUCCUUACUGAUGCUUUUGGCAGGAAGAUAUUUUUAGCCGGUGGUAAUGUUGGCAUAUUUGUCAUAGCUGUCAUUGGAGCUUCCAGCCAAAGUUACGUGAUGUUGCUCACUGCGAAACUCUUGGAAGGCAUUGUGAUGAGCAUAGUGUUCACAGCAACAGCAACCUUCUUAACGGAAUUCGUCCAUCGGGAUGUGAGAGAUCGGAUACUUGUAAUGUAUUCGUCUUUUAUGUCUGUAGCUAUAAUAACGGCAGCUCUUGUCGCCUGGGCUAUAUUACCACAAAAACUGGACUUCGUACUGAUCGAUGGAUAUUUCGAAAUUCAUCCAUGGAAUAUUUACCUUUACGUAAACGCGUUAUGGAGCUUGUUUGCAGCUUUGAUGUAUAGCCAAAUGCCGGAAAGCCCGAAAUUUCUUUUGUCACAUAAUCAAGAGAACAAGGCUUUAGAUGUUUUAAAAUAUGUUUAUCAUAAAAAUACUGGCAAUGAUGGGGAAUCCUUUCCGAUAACAUCAUUGAACAUCACUGGCAUAUACAAAGAGACAAUCAAAGUCGGUAUAAAGAAGAAAGUGACUAACGCCCUCUUUGAAGUGAAGGAACUUUUUAGAAGACCUUUGAUCUUCAGGCUCAUCCUGUUUUCGGCCGUUACUUUUAUGUGCUUGCUUGUCUAUAGUGCACUUCGAUUGUGGUUCCCUCAGCUCUCUACUAUGAUAGAAAAUUACCAAAAAGAAAACUAUGGGCGUCAGAACCAGUUUUGUGUCAUGAUAGACGACUAUACAUCAAGAAAUGUAAUGCAGAGUGCAAACGUUACUGAGUUAGAAAUUUGUGUACCAAAACUGGCUGGAACAGAAACCUAUACAAACGGAUUAAUACUUGGUUUCGUUUCUUUACUAAGUAUUAUUUUAUCAAGUAGUCUAGUAGACUUUUUUGGCCAGAAGCCGCUAAUAUUUGUAUUCUUGCUACUGUGCGGCGUAUGUGCAGGUGCACUUUACUGGACCAAUUCGUCUUUGCAAAUAGCCAUAAUGAUAUCUGCUACGUGCGGAUUUAUGCAAGCGGCUUUUAGUCUACAGCACAGCAUUCUUGUUCGUGUAUUUCCUACAUCUGUCAGAACUAUGGCGCUGUCAUUAGUCAUAAUGGUUGGUCGUAUUGGAUCGUUGCUGGGAAAUAUAUUGUUCCCGUUGAUGUUAAAUACCGGUUGUAUGGUGCCUUUCUUGACUUUGAUUGUUGUUACUUGGAGUUUCGCGUUGUUAGUGUACUUUUUUCCUAACCCUAAAAAAGAGAACGGCGGUACUGGUGACAGAUAAGGUAAUACAAGUGGGAGACGAUUGUGUUGACACAGAUUAGAGGAAAUGGUACAUGUAUAUAAUGGUU